Messenger RNA from Peromyscus leucopus (white-footed mouse), 919 nucleotides. It is a transcript of the gene Ms4a10, whose product is annotated as membrane spanning 4-domains A10. Gene Ontology annotation, cellular component: plasma membrane. The transcript is spliced from 8 exons. The record is from RefSeq and is a predicted model, not a curated record. Bases 132 to 833 code for a protein of 233 amino acids. Gene Ontology annotation, biological process: cell surface receptor signaling pathway. Lineage: Eukaryota; Metazoa; Chordata; Mammalia; Rodentia; Cricetidae.
AAAGAUGUUCCGAUUUCCUCCUGUGACUCUGCUGAGGCAGCUCUGGAUGAGAAAGCGCAGCUGAAGCCCACAGCACAGGUUCCUGGGCCAGCCAGGGUGUCCUGCCAGAGUCAGUGGCUGCACAAGCUCCCAUGAUGAUUUCCAGCAGUGGCACUGGGGAAAUCUCUCAAUGGCACGGCCUAGGACCUGCCCAGCCUGCGCAGAAAGUGGCCCAGCCCAUGGAGAAAGAGACCAAGCCCCAGCAUCCGGCUCCAAAUGGGCACCUUGAGAAGCCCCUGGAGAGAAGUGUUCUUCUGCAGAAGCUGACUGUCUUUCACAUCGCUAUUGCUUUUUCACACCUGGCCUUUGGCGGUUACCUGCUCUCCACAGUUAAGAAUCUGCACUUGGUGGUGCUGAAGUGCUGGUAUCCACUCUGGGGAGCUGUCUCUUGUCUCAUUUCAGGGAUCUUGGCAAUGACAACAAGGACAUUUCCCAAGACCUCUAUGAAGGUACUGUGUGUGACAGGAAACAUCAUCAGCUUCUUGUGUGCGCUGGCAGGCCUCUUUGUCAUUGCUAAGGACCUCUUUCUGGAGAGUCCUUUUCCAUGGCCCAUCUGGAGACCAUACCCCAACAGCACAGUCUAUAUCCAGAGACUGGAGCUGACCCUGCUCUGCUUCACCUUCCUGGAGAUCUUCCUGGCGGGAUCCACAGCCGUCAUAGCCUGUAGGACAGAACGUCUGCAUGCCGAGGACAAGGAUGACACCCCUCUCGUUCCUGACGCACCUGUGGAACUUGAAGGUCUCUCGAUGGGGCCACCACCAUGUUAUGAAAAUGUGAUUGAAGAUAAAAACUGAAUUCCUACAGUGGCAAAUCCAUCCUCACCUCCCUGUGGCUGGACUCCAGUGUAAGACAGGCAUGACUCACACAAAUAAAUGUACAA